CGAGACACGAUUAGGUGGAAAUGGAAACUCUCGUGGGGGAAAACAGGACAACCCGUGUAACAUCGCUUCCUAACCUGCGAAAUUUCAACGCUCGACUCGUUCUUAGUCCAGGAUUAUACGUCGCACGGUGUGUACGUAAAAAAAUAACGCAAAAUGCCGCUCGCCAAGGAUUUCCUACACCCGCUUCCGGCCGAGGAGAAGCGUAAGCACAAGCUAAAGCGCCUGGUACCUCAUCCGAACUCGUACUUCAUGGAUGUCAAGUGUCCCGGAUGCUACAAGAUUACGACCGUGUUCAGUCAUGCCCAGAGUGUUGUGGUUUGCACCGGCUGCUCCACGAUCCUGUGUCAGCCCACGGGCGGAAAAGCCCGACUGACGGAAGGCUGCUCGUUCCGCAAGAAGCCCUAUUAAAACAAUAUUACUAAGUUAAAUAAGUUGGCUUUCUGCAUUUAAUAAACGCUGCAGUAAUUUCAA
Malaya genurostris is the source of this 471-nucleotide messenger RNA. RefSeq names its product small ribosomal subunit protein eS27 (gene RpS27). The record is from RefSeq and is a predicted model, not a curated record. Gene Ontology annotation, biological process: ribosomal small subunit assembly; translation. Gene Ontology annotation, molecular function: RNA binding; structural constituent of ribosome. Gene Ontology annotation, cellular component: ribosome; cytosolic small ribosomal subunit. The coding region runs from base 154 to 408 and encodes 84 amino acids. NCBI's taxonomy places the organism in Eukaryota, Metazoa, Arthropoda, Insecta, Diptera, Culicidae. The transcript is spliced from 2 exons.